Molecule: messenger RNA, 883 nt
Organism: Carassius carassius (crucian carp)
Lineage: Eukaryota; Metazoa; Chordata; Actinopteri; Cypriniformes; Cyprinidae
Exons: 3
Coding region: 151-813 (220 amino acids)
Source: RefSeq, a predicted model, not a curated record
AACAUGUGUCUAAAAGCUUCACUUGUGCUGGUUGAUGAAACGCUUGUGCUCUCACACGUGAUGCUAGUUUGAGGAAGUCUGUUUCUGUCACUUCUGUUUCACUGUAUCUGCUGUCACGAAUGCCUCAGUCUGUCGUCUAAACGUCUGGACAUGAACAUCUUUCUAGAAUCCCGCCGCUCCAUCUUAGGAGUUCUCCUGGUUUUCCUUCUCCAAGGGUCCUGUGAUGAUCCAGAUGUUGAGCUGCACAAAGCUGUGGGAGACUCGCUGGAAUUAAUCACUGAAUAUCCAAAAAAAGAUCUUGAAGUGCUGUGGAAAUAUAAUCAGAGUGUAUUUGCUGACUAUCGAAAUGAUGAUUUCCAAAACGUGAAACCUGAAUUAUUUAAAAACAGGUUAAAGAUGAAUAAGAAUAAUAUUAGUGUAACAGUAACAGACCUUAACCUCCAUGAUUCUGGAAGAUUUGUUAUUGUUGCAGAAAAUAAAACCACUUCUGUACAACUUAAGACAAAACACUUUGUACUUCGUGUUCAUGAGCUCAUCAGAGAUGUACAGAUUGUGUACAAUUAUGUCUGGCUGCAGUCAGAAAACAUCUGCAUGUUUCAUCUCUGGUGUGUGGCGUCUGGUGAUCCGAAUCCCUCCUACAGCUGGAUCAGUCCUCAGACGACUCAAGGAUCACAGCUGAACAUCAGUCUCCGUUUAGGAGAGAAAUCUACACUCAACUGCUCAGCCAAAAACACCAUCAGCAUCAAGUACACUACUGAGACUGUAGUGUGCACAGAGAUAUCUGAGGGUCAGCGCUUCUGUGUAAAAACUUAAAUGAUUCAUUUCGCUAAAGGAUUAUACAAUUUACAGAAAGAUUUCUUUGAAAUAAAGACAAACUUAGAAA